UCAUUUACUCAUUAUUUCUUUCUUUCUUUCAUUCUUUCUAUUUUAGCAUGAGACGUUUGCUGGAAAAAUAUUAAAAAAUUACAGAAUAUAUUUUGAAAAUAUUAUCAUUGAAGCAUGACGACACAAACGUUAAAAUUGUGGGAUUUGUAACACUAGCUUAUAAUGCUAUGGUUAGGUAUAAUUUAUAUGUUUCAGACAUGCCUAACAAGUUAAAUCACGUAGAUAACAUUUGCACAAUACACCAUAUCCAGAAAGGAGUUGGAUUAAGCAAAAUGUAUAUUUAAUCCUACACCUUCUCAACAUCUAUUACUACUGAUUUAUUAACACCAGAACUUUUACAUGUUUAAAUUUAGUUCACUUCUUGGUGAAAGAAAGAAAGAUGUUGAAACAUUUUUAAAUAGAAUAGAAUAGAAUACAAUAGAAAGUACUUUAUUGAUCCCUGGGGGAAAUUCAGCACCACAGUUCGCUCACAAUAGACAAUAAAUACUAUACAGCAUUAUUCACAUGUGAAUAAUAUAAAUAUAUUAUACAUAAAUUCUACAUUUAAGUGCAGUCAAGAAGGAACAUAUGUAUUAUACAGUCUGAUGGCUGUCGGUAUGAAUGAAAUCUCAAGUUAUUAAAAAAAAUAAUGAUUGUCCUAGUUAAGGCUGAAACGACGCGUCGACGUAGUCGACGUCAUCGGUUACGUAAAUACGUCGACGUCAUUUUUGUGCGUCGGCGCGUCGCAUAUUUACGUCACACAACUGUCAUGGCGGAGCGCAGAGCAAACGAUGCGAGCGAGGGGAAAAAAACACGCCAAAAGUCGUCAAAAGUGUGGGAGUAUUUUAAUAAACGGCCUAAUAAUGUUGUUUUAUGCACACUGUGUCGAGCGGAAAUGGCGUAUCACAGCAGCACAACGGCUAUGAACGAGCAUCUAAAAAGAAAACAUCCGACAGCGUUCUUCCCAUCACCAUCAACGAGUCAAUCAUCCGCCAAACGACAAAGCAGUGUCCAGGAUUUUUUUCCAAAGAGGCAUGGGACUGAAUGCACACCCCAAGUGGCCGCUGACCUGACUGAUGGUGUCCUGGAAAUGAUGGUCAUAGACAUGAGGCCAUUAAAUAUGGUAGAAGGGGAAGGGUUUCAAAAAAUGAUCAAACGGUUUCACUCUGGCUACACACUACCAUCAAGAACCCACUUCACUAAGCUUAUGGAGCAAAAAUACACAAAGAAAAUGAAUGAAGUCAAAGCAAUCCUGAAAAAUGUGAAAGGAAAACUGACACUCACAACUGAUGCAUGGACAAGUAUGGCCACUGAAGCUUACCUUGGUGUCACCAUUCACUUUGUUAAUGAUGAGUGGGAGCUUGCCUCAAUUAACUUGACAACAAUGCCCCUCAAUGAAAAGCACACUGCAGAAAACAUUGCCUCUUGGAUUGAGGAUGUUGUCAAUAAGUUUGAAAUAAACAUACAACUAGUACAAGUCAUUGUACAUGACAAUGCUGCAAAUGUUGUUGCAGCUUUAAGAGUUCUUGAGGAAAGACAUGGUGUUUCAUCCCUCGGAUGUGUUGGCCAUACUCUACAGCUUGUAGUUAACCAUGCUCUAAAGGACAACCACAUCAGCAGAGCUUUAGGAGCAGCAAGAAGUUUGGUCGAGCACUUCAGAAAAAGUGAGCUAUCCAGUACAAAACUAAAGGUUAAGCAAAAACAAAUGGGUUCUCCAGACCACAGCCUCAUACAAGAUGUGUCUGUGAGAUGGAACAGUUCCUUUUACAUGAUUAGUCGCCUGCUUGAGCAGAGGUGGCCAAUAACAGCAACUCUGUCAGAUCCGGAGGUCACUCAAAGAGGGAAGCAUUUUCUGGAUCUUAAGGCUGACCAGUGGAGCUUGCUUGAAGAACUUGAACAAGUUCUGAAACCUUUUGAAUGUGCAACUGUGUACCUGAGUGGAGAAUCUUAUGUAACAGUUUCCGCUGUCCCUCUGCUGGUCAAAGGGCUUCGGAAGGCUACACAAACUGCUUUUGAAAAUGCAUCAAUCAAGUGUUUCCAGGUCACUGCUGCACGUGAGAUAACAUCCAGGUGGGAAGCCGAGACCACAUUCAAAGAUGAUGGACCAAAUGUGUGCAUAUUAGCAGCUGCACUUGACCCACGAUUCAGGAAGCUGAAAUUCCUGACUGCAGAUGAGUGUUUAAAAGUUCAAUACAAGCUGCAUGCAAUAGUUCUGGAGGAGAAAAGAAGGGAAAAGGACACACGCUCAACAGGGCACAGCAAUGCAAGUGGAAAGACCAGAUGCUGACAGGCGGCCUGUAUCUUUACUAGACACACUUCUUGGCUCAGAUUCAGAUGAACUCAGCAACAAUGAGGAAGACAACAAUGACAGUAAUGAUGCUGAAAUGGUCAGAAACGAGUUAGUGUCUUAUUUUGGAGAAUCCCCCAUUUCCAAGGAUGAAAACCCAUUAAAAUGGUGGAAAGAACAUCAGGCAAGGUUUCCAAAUCUGGCAAUGCUGGCUCGGUCUUACCUCUCAGUUCCAGCCACAUUGACCCCUUCUGAGCGCCUAUUUUCAGCUGCUGGGAAUAUUGUAAACAAGAAAAGAACCAGCCUCACCCCAGAGCAUGUAGACAUGCUAACCUUUCUUCAUUACAACUGUUAGUCACUCACUGGAAUGAGUAGAAUUGGUUAUAGUGUACUGUGUUGGACUGGAUGUUUAUUUUGCACAUUUUAAAAGCAAUACUUAAUGUUUACAGUGCUCCAGAAUAUUUAGAUUGGCACAAAUGUUUACAGUGUUACAGAAUGUUUUGCCAUGUUUUCAAUGUUGACUGAGUGGCCAUACUUUUUUUUUUUGUAAAUAAAAGCCAUGCCUUUUGAAAAAACUGGCCUAAAUUUAUUUUUUUCAUCUUAAUUU
Molecule: messenger RNA, 2873 nt
Organism: Nerophis lumbriciformis (worm pipefish)
Lineage: Eukaryota; Metazoa; Chordata; Actinopteri; Syngnathiformes; Syngnathidae
Product: E3 SUMO-protein ligase ZBED1-like
Molecular function (GO): DNA binding; protein dimerization activity
Source: RefSeq, a predicted model, not a curated record